Pyrenophora tritici-repentis Pt-1C-BFP is the source of this 324-nucleotide messenger RNA. RefSeq lists its product as uncharacterized. Lineage: Eukaryota; Fungi; Ascomycota; Dothideomycetes; Pleosporales; Pleosporaceae. The record is from RefSeq and is a predicted model, not a curated record.
AUGCAGUUCACUACCAUGAUCGCCGCCGCCAUCUUCGCCAGCUCUGCCAUCGCCCGUCCCGUCAUCGCCCGUCAAGACCAAGGCUUCAUUCAUAACAACAACAACUGUAACAAGGCGAACAACUGUUGCUUCUCAUCGAAGGAUGCCUGCGCUCGCCAGCUUGGCGACUUGCUUGGAUUCAACACGUUCAUUCUCUGCAACACAAACGACGACACACUAGCAGACGAUUUUUGCAAUAAACUGGGCGUCAGCACUGCAAACUGUACCGCCGACUGCUGUCGUAUUGACAAUGCCACCGGCCGCAACUGUCCCAAGGCCCCCUAG